AUGCGUUCCAAGUUUAAGGACGAGCACCCUUUCGAAAAGCGCAAGGCUGAGGCCGAGCGGAUCCGCCAGAAGUACACAGAUCGCAUUCCUGUAAUCUGUGAAAAGGUUGAGAAGUCAGAUAUUGCUACUAUCGACAAGAAGAAGUAUCUCGUUCCUGCCGACCUGACCGUAGGCCAGUUUGUCUACGUUAUCCGCAAACGUAUCAAGCUGUCACCAGAGAAGGCGAUUUUCAUUUUCGUCGACGAGGUUUUGCCCCCAACUGCCGCCUUAAUGAGCAGUAUCUAUGAAGAGCACAAGGAUGAUGACGGGUUCUUGUAUAUCACAUAUUCGGGGGAGAAUACGUUUGGAAACUAA
Messenger RNA from Ophidiomyces ophidiicola, 354 nucleotides. RefSeq names its product ubiquitin-like protein atg8 (gene ATG8). Gene Ontology annotation, molecular function: phosphatidylethanolamine binding. NCBI's taxonomy places the organism in Eukaryota, Fungi, Ascomycota, Eurotiomycetes, Onygenales, Onygenaceae. Gene Ontology annotation, biological process: cellular response to nitrogen starvation; macroautophagy. Gene Ontology annotation, cellular component: autophagosome; cytosol; fungal-type vacuole membrane. The record is from RefSeq and is a predicted model, not a curated record. Bases 1 to 354 code for a protein of 117 amino acids. The transcript is spliced from 3 exons.